UGAAAGUUAGCUUAUGUAACGGUGUUCAGUUCUGUUUAUUCUGAUUCUUCAAUCAUGAGCUUAUGUCAAUCGUCGUAGUAAGCGAAAACUAUGGGUACGACAGCUAUGGAUAUGGAUUUAAAUCGAGUCAAGCGUAUGGUAAAGGAUUUUUCAGCUGGUGCUAUGGGCGGUACAGCAUGUGUACUAGCCGGUCAGCCAUUCGACACUAUCAAGGUCAAAAUGCAGACUUUUCCAAGYCUAUUUAGGAACGCUUUUGAUUGYGGAAUGAAGACUUUUARACAAGAAGGAGUUUUUAGAGGACUAUAUGCUGGAACAGUUCCUUCACUGGCGGCCAAUAUUGCCGAGAACUCGUUCUUAUUCUUGUUUUAUGGACAAUGUGUAAUGGCAGUUAAAAAAUUGACCGGCGCCAAAGACGAGAAAGACUUAACAGUAUUUCACAGAGCAUGUGCCGGAAGUGGAGCUGCAUUUUUCACCUCCUUUGCCCUAUGUCCAGCAGAACUGAUAAAAUGCCGCCUUCAGGCCCAACAUCAAAUGAAUUCCAUGGCUGGGAACAAUGUCAAUAAAAGUGGAGUUGUAAAAGUUACAAUGGAUAUUGUGAAGCAAGAAGGGUUUUUGGGUCUGUUUCGUGGCAUGACAAGUACCUGGGCAAGGGAGGUACCUGGUUACUUUUUCUUCUUUGGUGGUUAUGAAUUCAGUCGGUACAUGAUGACACCAAAGGGGGGAGAUGUAGAUGAUAUGGUGACCAAUCCAUUCAAAAUGAUACUGGCAGGUGGGUUUGCAGGAACUGCAUUAUGGACAGCAAUUUUUCCAGCUGAUGUUGUCAAAUCUCGGAUUCAGAUUUUUAGUUCAGGAACUGAAAAAGCUCCAGGAUUUUUUGUAACCUUACUUCAUGUCUACAGAACAGAAGGUUUUAGAGCUCUKUAUAAAGGCUUAGGACCAACUAUUAUCAGAUGUUUUCCUGCCAAUGGGGCUUUAUUCAUGGCUUAUGAAGGAACCCAGAAACUGCUGAAAGAUGUUUGAUAUUACUAAAGUAUUUCAUAAAAUGUGCACAUUCAUUUUAGAUCCUUUACAAUGUAAAAUGUAAUUUUUAGGGAAAAUAAUUUUUCCAACAUAGUAUUGCUACAAUAUUUUGUUAUUUUUAAGUWAUGUUAAUGAGUGGACUUUAUAUAUUUAUAAGAGUGUGAAUUAGCCCUAAAAGGGAUUGGGAAGGGCAGAAUAGUGAAUGAACAGUGGUUUAAAUAACCAUAUAUUUAUUUUACAUGUCCGUAAAAUUGACUGACACCUAUUUAUCAUUUCACUAAUUUUAAUUAAUAAUUUAUAGCAAGAAUUUAGCCAAAGAAGUUUUAAAAUUCAAUUAAAAUUCAUAGUCAUAACAUAUAAGUUUGUAUUUUAUAUGAAUUUUGAUGUGGUUAUUAACUAUUUAAGAAACCAUUUUUAAAAUAUAAAUCCAAAGUGCUAAAAACGUAGCCAUUCAAACAAACAAAAAAAUGCUUUGAAGCGCAAAGGAACAUGGAGAACAUAAUUAACAACUAACUUAGCUAUUGUUUGUUGAAAAAAUAACAGUCUUGUGAAGGCAUGUAUAACAAUGUCAAUGAUAAUUUAUGCUAACAUAUAUCAUUAUAUCAGGUGCAUCAAGGGAAAUGUCAUGUGAUAUCAUUAUUCACUCUUUUCUCGUUUAGUCCUGAGAAGUGGAGACUUGUGGGUCCCCAUUUUUCAAUGGUCAAUGCCAUUUCAAAACUUAUAUAUAGUCUGAUAUACUUACUUCACACUAGUUUACCGCUAGUCCACACCAUUUUAAUACUAAUAUUAGUGAUUAUAUAGGAAUGUAAUAAAAAAUGAAUAAAGUUAAACUGGAAACUUGA
Exaiptasia diaphana is the source of this 1862-nucleotide messenger RNA. RefSeq names its product mitochondrial ornithine transporter 1. Lineage: Eukaryota; Metazoa; Cnidaria; Anthozoa; Actiniaria; Aiptasiidae. The coding region runs from base 91 to 1020 and encodes 309 amino acids. Gene Ontology annotation, biological process: mitochondrial L-ornithine transmembrane transport. Gene Ontology annotation, molecular function: L-ornithine transmembrane transporter activity. The record is from RefSeq and is a predicted model, not a curated record. The transcript has 6 exons.